Molecule: messenger RNA, 864 nt
Organism: Aspergillus nomiae NRRL 13137
Lineage: Eukaryota; Fungi; Ascomycota; Eurotiomycetes; Eurotiales; Aspergillaceae
Product: nucleic acid/nucleotide deaminase domain-containing protein
Exons: 1
Coding region: 1-864 (287 amino acids)
Source: RefSeq, a predicted model, not a curated record
AUGUUUGAGGAGUUCCAUCGCCAGCUGCUAAACUUAGCUAUGCCUAUAGAAAUGUGUCAUCUGCUUCUGAAAUCGGCAAUUUCUAUAAGUCAGGAUCUUCAUAGCGGAAUUCGGGUCUGCCACGUACCUCCUGUGGAGCGUAUGAAGAUCCCUCUAGUCAGAAAGAAGCUGGAUCCUAAGGAUAUUGCCCAUCGGAUGUUUUCUGUACAGCAACGCUUCAAGCGGCUCUGUCGAGGGUUGGAGCGAGUCGUGCCGGCUCCCAGCAGGCUCCUUGAACAGCUUCAAUACUAUCAAGGAAACGUUUAUACCCAAAUUCAUCCGGAGCUUCGCCUUGUGGACUUUUUUGAUAAGAACAGUCGGCUGCGAUAUUUUGACAAUUAUGAUAGAUAUAUUGCAACUAGUAAGCCAUGUUGCUACCUGUGCAGCCAAUAUCUAUCGCAUCGCCUCAACUACCACAUCCGAAAAUGCGAUCCGAACGACAUUGACCUCCACUGGCGCUUGCCUGACAUCCAAGCCAUCGAACCCAGCACACAUCUUAUCGAACAGAGCGAGAUACUGCGCAAAAUCACGGAACGUCUUCGCAGAGAUGUGGAGAGGUUUGUAUUGGAUCGUUGCUCCGAGAGUAAUGAUUCGUCGGACGAUGAUACAUCAGAGUCAUUUAGCCUCUCAACUGAGACAACCAUGACAUGGGAGGAAGCAUCCUAUGGCGAAGCCAUUGAAUAUUCCCAUUCUUACAGAUUUUCAUCAGGCACAGAAGGUGAUAAACAUCCUGGCUCUGGGCGAUGUGAUGGAAUGGAAAAUGAAGAUGAUGAUAAGGAGAUUAUUGUUUUCAAGGGACGGAAGGCAGCAUCUUUCAUUACCUGA